GCGGACAGGUUGCAGCAAUGUGUCAUAUCUAUAAUCCAAAAUCAACGAUAAGGAUCAUUGCAUCUUAGAAUCAGUGAACGGUUGGUAAUAGUUUAUUUUUCCAACAAAGACUGGUAGCUAGGUUGUCUCCGGACUCUAAUAAAGAGAGAGAGAAAUUGAAGCGUGAAAGAACAUCAUCAACAGAAACAAUCAUCAUCACCAUUAUCAUUAGACCUUAGAUAGUAGGCAAACAUGGGGAUCAAAUUCAGAGCCUUCUUGCUCUCGCUUUUCCUUUCGUUUGUGUUGUUUGCUCCAGUUUUUUCUGCAACUAGUGAUGGGUUCCUUAGAAUUGGGCUCAAGAAGAGGAACUUUGAUCAAAACAACCGAUUUGCUGCACGGUUGGCCUCUGGGGAAGAGGAUAAAUUGAGAGCUUCUACUCGUAAUUAUAACUUCCGUGGUGUCCUGAGAGAGUCAGGGGAGCCUGAUAUUGUAGCAUUGAAGAAUUACAUGGAUGCUCAGUAUUUCGGGGAGAUUGGUGUUGGUACCCCACCUCAGAAGUUCACUGUCAUAUUUGACACCGGCAGCUCUAAUCUGUGGGUUCCAUCAGCAAAGUGCUAUCUGUCAGUUUCUUGCUUUUUCCAUGCGAAAUACAAGUCAAGCCAGUCAAAAACCUAUAAAAAGAACGGUAAAUCUGCUGCUAUUCAAUACGGCACUGGAGCAAUUUCUGGCUUCUUUAGUGAAGACAGUGUCACAAUUGGUGACCUUGUUGUUAAAGAUCAGGAGUUUAUUGAAGCAACUAAAGAACCUGGAGUUACAUUCUUGAUGGCCAAGUUUGAUGGUAUUCUUGGGCUUGGAUUUCAAGAGAUCUCAGUUGGCAAAGCUGUGCCUGUUUGGUACAACAUGGUCAAGCAGGGACUUAUUAAAGAGCCCGUUUUCUCAUUUUGGUUUAACCGGGAUGUAAAAGGGGAAGAAGGAGGUGAACUUGUUUUUGGAGGAGUUGAUCCUAACCAUUACAAGGGUGCUCACACCUACGUUCCUGUGACUAAGAAAGGUUAUUGGCAGUUCGAUAUGGGUGAUGUCCUUAUUGCUGGCAAGACAACUGGAUAUUGUGCCGGUGGGUGUGCAGCAAUAGCUGAUUCAGGAACUUCUCUGUUGGCGGGUCCAACGGCCAUAAUUACAGAAAUCAAUCAUGCGAUUGGGGCUGCUGGAGUGGUUAGCCAGGAGUGUAAGACAGUAGUUUCACAAUAUGGUGAUAUGAUGAUGGAGUUGUUAUUAGCAGAGGCACAACCAAAGAAAGUUUGCUCUCGCGUCGGUUUAUGUACUUUCGAUGGGAGCAGAGGUGUUAGUGCUGGUAUUGAAAGCGUUGUCGGUGCUGAGAAUGAAAACAAAUUAUCCAGUGGUCUAACUGAUGCCAUGUGCUCUGCUUGUGAGAUGUCUAUCAUCUGGAUGCAAAACCAGCUUAAGCAGAAUCAGACAAAAGAGCAGAUCUUAGACUACGUUGAUAAGCUUUGUGAUCGAUUGCCUAGCCCAAUGGGUCAAUCAGGCGUCAAUUGUGGAAGUCUUUCUUCCAUGCCUAAUGUUGCUUUUACCAUUGGUGGUAAAACUUUUGAGCUCACCCCAGAACAGUACAUUCUCAAGGUCGGCGAGGGAGCUCAAGCUCAGUGCAUCAGUGGAUUUACAGCAAUGGAUAUUCCUCCUCCUCAUGGACCUCUUUGGAUAUUGGGAGAUGUCUUCAUGGGUCAAUACCACACUGUAUUCGACUAUGGUAAAAUGAGGGUUGGAUUUGCUGAAGCAGCAUAAGCGGUGUCAUCACUCUUUCUGGAGGCAACAGAACUUGUGUUACAGCAUAUAGGGAUUUCAAUAGUUUGUUUUGCUAAAUGCAUGUAAAUAUUUCCCAUUUGAAUGCUUUGCCUUUUUACAGUAUCGUUUUCUGUCACCAGUUGUAUGUUUUCAGACAUAACGAAUAAUAGUGUUACAAAAAAAAGAAAAUGUCAUGGUCUUUCAGGUA
Messenger RNA from Papaver somniferum (opium poppy), 1987 nucleotides. RefSeq names its product phytepsin-like. NCBI's taxonomy places the organism in Eukaryota, Viridiplantae, Streptophyta, Magnoliopsida, Ranunculales, Papaveraceae. Gene Ontology annotation, biological process: proteolysis; lipid metabolic process. Gene Ontology annotation, molecular function: aspartic-type endopeptidase activity. The record is from RefSeq and is a predicted model, not a curated record. The coding region runs from base 232 to 1779 and encodes 515 amino acids. The transcript is spliced from 15 exons.